AUGGAUUCGGACUAUUCUCCAGUGCUAAAAUGUACCCAAAUUACUUGGAUGUCAACUAGUCAAAAAUAUUGUACAUGCAAUGAUAAUUAUACUUGGUCAUCAUCGCUACAACAACGUUUCCACUGCAGUGGUAAUGUAGACGUCACUGGGAACGAGUACUGGUAUCCACCAGAAGGUCGUUGUAUUGUCAAAGAUAGUCCAGAUCAUAAUGCACCAGACUACGCAGCUGCUCAUAGUAAUUGUUUAUAUUCAGUACCAUCUGGCCUCACUCUAACAGUACAAUAUUGA
This is a messenger RNA of Didymodactylos carnosus, 288 nucleotides long. The record is from the annotation of a GenBank genome assembly. Lineage: Eukaryota; Metazoa; Rotifera; Eurotatoria; Philodinida; Philodinidae.